AACAAUAAUGAGAGCAGCAACAGCAGCAGGCUUGUUGUCAGCGGCAUUGCAACAUCAGCAACAUCAGCAACAGCAACAACAACUCACGGCAGCAACAGCAACACCAACAGCAGCAGCAGCAACAACAACCACAUCUAUGUGAAUCCACAUAGCUAUGAUAGCAGCACCGCCGGCAGCGGCAACAUCAGUGGCUCCACGGCGGUUAUGUUGCCGCUGCCAUUGACCUUGCAACUGCUGCCCGACAGCAAUCAGAGCAGCAGCAAUGGCUUCAGCCUUGGCGCGAUCAGUCGACCUGCAACAUCGACAACACUGAGCACUCUCAAUACAUAUCUGUUUCCCUGUGGCGCCGACUCAGCUGGCACAAUUGGCGGUGGCACGUUCAAUGGCAGUGCCAGCUGUGAUCUCGACAGCAAUUUCAGCCAAAUGGUUGCUGGCUGCGGCAAUGGCAAUGGCUACAAUGGCAAUGGCUACAAUGGCAGCGAUGCCGGCAGCUCGGCGGCCCACAGUCCGUGUCCAGUUGGUGGCACGGGACUCGGAUUGGCCGUCAACUUUGGUGGAUUUAUCAACAAGCGACGCAUCAGAAAGCUCUUUGGUGUUGGCGGUGGUGGUGCGGCCAAUGGCGAUGGCUUUGGACCCUACGGCGCCGCAUUGCGUCGCCGCAGCUCCCAGAUGGUGCAGUUCCACAAGAAGAAGCAGCAGCAGGAGCAACUCGAGCAGCAGCAGCGUAUUGCCACCGUUGCCUCAGCGAAUGCGGCGUUUCUCGAACGCAAGGAGCAACAGCAGCAACAGCAACAAUUGCAGCUGCAGUUGCAACAGCCACACCAACACCAGCAGCAGCAGCAACAGUUGCAGCCACUUUUAUUGCUGCCACAGCCCGAGAAAAAGAAGAAGAAGCCACCAGGUCCGCCGGCUCAAGUGCGACAACAAGCCUCACGCACCAUGGAUGAUCCCAUGAUGAAUCGACCGAGAAAGAAUACGCCGGCAAUCAACAAGAAGAAAGACAAGGACAAGGAGAAGGACAAAUUCAAGGACUACGGCUAUGAGAAGUACCCAAAACAAAGCAAAGCUCUUAACCCAAAAAAACAAAAAAAAAAAAACCAAAACACACACUCAACUUAGAUACAAACACAGCCAAAAUACCAAAAAUGCUAUAAUGCCACCUGCCAAUGGCCAAUUGCCAAUUGCCAA
Drosophila innubila is the source of this 1188-nucleotide messenger RNA. RefSeq lists its product as uncharacterized. The transcript has a single exon. Lineage: Eukaryota; Metazoa; Arthropoda; Insecta; Diptera; Drosophilidae. The annotation marks the transcript as partial. The record is from RefSeq and is a predicted model, not a curated record.